Messenger RNA from Apiotrichum porosum, 2538 nucleotides. RefSeq lists its product as uncharacterized. Bases 1 to 2538 code for a protein of 845 amino acids. The transcript is spliced from 3 exons. NCBI's taxonomy places the organism in Eukaryota, Fungi, Basidiomycota, Tremellomycetes, Trichosporonales, Trichosporonaceae. Gene Ontology annotation, molecular function: calcium-activated cation channel activity. Gene Ontology annotation, cellular component: plasma membrane. The record is from RefSeq and is a predicted model, not a curated record.
AUGCUCGAGGCUCGCUCAGACUCGAGCGACGUGACCACGUCCACCACGGCGACGUUUGUGACCGCCCUGGUCACGGCCGCUAUCACCGUCGGUGUGUGCGCCAUCUUCUGGCUCGUCUUCCACAACCGCAAGUCCCUCGUUCGCGUUUACCAGCCCCGCAACAUCCUCGCCGAGGAUGGCAAGCGUGAGCAGCCCCUCCCGGGCGCGCCACACUCUUGGUUCCAUCAAGUCUUCACCCUCGACGACACUGAGAUCCUUCGCCUCAACGGUCCUGAUGCCUACUUCUUCGUCCGCUUCGUCAAGAUCUUUGGUCUCUACAUGAUGCUUCCUUACAUGGUCCUGACCCUCGCCGUCUGUGUUCCUGCCUCUGCCGUCUCGCCCCAGGCCGACGGUACGACUGAGCUGAACAUUCUCACCUUUGGUGCUGUGCCCGCGUCUCAGCCCAACCGUCACCUGGCCCACUUUUUCGUUUCCUUCAUCCUCAUGCUCCUCACCCUUUACCUUCUGUGGCGCGAGUACCACCACUACAUGGAAAUCCGCCUCAACUGGCUCCGCUCUGAGCGUGGCUCUGUCAAGUCGCGUACCGUCGCCCUGGUCAACGUCCCCAAGGACAUGUUCUCCGAGGCCGGUAUCAAGGAGAUUGCCGGUGGAUUGGCUGCGUCCGGCUCUGUCCCUCGUCACAGCGACGUCGGCACUGUCGCUGCCGGCGCCAACGCUGGGGGUGUCACCCACGUCUGGCUCGCCCGCAAGGUCAAGCCCGUUGAGAAGGUCUGGGAGAACCGCGACAAGGAGGUUUACCGCCUCGAGGGUGGUGUCGGCAAGCUUCUCAAGCUGGCUCUCAAGAACGAGCGCAAGGGCAAGACCCCCGAGCAGCUCGGCACCUGGGACCGCGAGUCGUCCAGCGGUUCCGACGCCAUCAUUGAACGUUACGUCCCCGCCAAGAAGGUCCCCAAGUGGAAGCAGGGUUUCCUCGGCCUCUUUGGCAAGAAGAUGAACCUCGAGACUUCGCCCGAGUACAUUCGCGAGCAGAACGAGGAGCUCACCAAGCUCCGUGCCAACCCCGACGACUACGAGUACGGCAACGUUGCCUUUGCCCGGUUCGCCACGCAGGAGGAAGCCCACAACUUUGCUCGCUUGGCCAAGUCGUCCAACAAGUCGCUCCGCAUGAUGGACACCAAGAUUGAGGUCGUCGCUGAUGACAUUAUCUGGUCCAACACUUCGAUGAACCCCUGGCAGCGCAAGGCCCGCACCAUCGGCUCGUGGGCCCUCACUGUCGGUCUCAUUAUCGUUUGGGGUAUUAUUACUGCCUUUAUCGGUUCCAUCUCCAACCUCGAUGCCAUCAAGGAACAGAAGGGGUUCACCUGGCUCCAGAAGAUCCCUGAGAUUCCCUUUGGUAUUGUCAAGGCCCUGCUCCCCACCAUCCUCCUCACGCUUCUCUUCAUGGUUCUUCCCGUCAUCCUGCGUAUCUGGAUCAAGCUCCAGGGCGAGAUCCGCAAGAGCGACGUCGAGCUCAAGCUGUUCACCCGUUUCUGGCUCUUCCAGUUCAUCCAAGGUUUCAUCAUCAUGACCCUUUCUUCGGGUUUGAUUGCCGCCCUUGGUAACCUCGGCAGCACCCUCAGCAGCGUCCCCACUCUGCUUGCCAGCAAGCUUCCCGGCGCUUCGAUCUUCUUCCUGACCUACAUCCUGGUGCAGACCUGGGCCAGCGCUGCCAAGUCGCUCGCCCGUAUCGUCCCCUACGUCAUGUACCAGCUCCGCGGCUUCCUCGCGGGUGGUACCCCGCGCAAGGCCUAUGCCCAAAAGUACAAGAUGGACUCGUUCGGUUGGUCCACCACCUGGCCCCCCGUCUGCCUGCUCCUCCUUAUCUGUAUUGUCUACUCGGUCAUCCAGCCCCUCAUCACCGUCGUCGGUAUCGUCGGCUUUGUCCUCUUCUACUUUGCCUACAAGUACCUUCUUGUCUGGGCUGCCGACCAGGACCAGGCCAUGGAGACUGGUGGUCUGUACUACAUCAAGGCCCUGCGUACCGUCUUCGUCGCUCUCUACACCGAGCAGGUCUGCGUUGCCGGUCUCUUCUUCCUCACCACCGGCUCGGACGGCAAGCGCACCACCGUGGGUCUCGCCUGCGGUGCCAUCAUCGUCGUCGUCGGUGUCGUCACCGCCUGCAUGCAGGCCUACUUUGACCACAUCCUGUUCAAGCGCCAGACCCUGCUCUUUGGUGUCCGCCAGGCCGGUUUCAUGACCACCAGCCAGACCCAGCUCAACGCCGAGGCCGAAAAGGUCUCGUCGGCCGGCCCCGUCGACAAUGCCAGCGAGGAGGGCCUCGACCGCGAGUUUGACCACCCGGCCAUGUGGAAGAAGCAGCCCUGCGUCUGGAUCGCAGACGACCCCACCCUUAUCGGCCGCCACGAGUCGGCGCGCAUCAACGACAUGGGCGUCGAGUCGUCCACCGAGUUUGCCCACAUGAACGAGAAGGGCCAAGUCACCGUCGACCGCAGCCCCCCCGACGAGGCCUGGGACGACCGCGAGCCCGUCGAUUGCUAG